Messenger RNA from Amorphotheca resinae ATCC 22711, 2013 nucleotides. RefSeq lists its product as hypothetical. The record is from RefSeq and is a predicted model, not a curated record. The transcript is spliced from 4 exons. The coding region runs from base 1 to 2013 and encodes 670 amino acids. NCBI's taxonomy places the organism in Eukaryota, Fungi, Ascomycota, Leotiomycetes, Helotiales, Amorphothecaceae.
AUGGCGACGACGAUGGUGGCGAAUUUUGUAAUUGAGCGGGCGAUGAACGGUAGCAGAAAUUCAACGGGUCGACACCCGACGAACCAUUCAAAGACCAACGAGAAUGCUGCGGCGACGGUGAUUGCGAACCUUGUAUUCGAGGACAGCAAGUCAAUCAGGACAUCAACCAUCAUUUUGGCCGCAUUCAAUGCACUAGCUGCUUUCAGCACUGCCGCCAUGAUUCUAUACGAUUGCUAUUUGGCUUCGAAACGAUACAAUCCAAAGUUUAGAGCAUCGAAAUUUUUCAUAUCGUCGCUUCAUCCAGCAGAAACCUUCCCUCUAAUCCUUUCUAUAGGGAUUAUUAUUCAAGCCAUUGUCUUUGCCAGCAUACAAGGGACGGGUCUUGCGGCCUUGACCACAAAGGGAUGUGGAGAAAAAGCACAAGUUCUUUGGCCUGCGUUUUUCAUUGUGCCUUACAUACAGGUAGUUUUCGGACUCGAAUGCGCGAUACGGUCAUUACGAGCUUUGCCAUUCCAGGCGAGAGGGAAAAACGAUGUGACAAUAUGCUGUGGGGUGAUUAUACUGAUGUUGAUUGCGACCUGGAUUCCCUCUCACAUUUACCCCGAACACAACACUUGCGUGGCAACAUUAUUGUGGUAUAUAUCGAGAUAUGGGGAACUGGGCACGAUUCUGUUAUCUGUUAGUGAUGGCCUGAUGCUGGUCGGUGCUCUUACGAUAUUUAUCAGACUGACUACUGUCAACUUGAUCGACCAACAUCAGCGAGUGGCAGCCUCGCGGAUGGUCUACCAUCUUGGGUUGGGGAUCGUCUCAAUAGCAUUGGUAAUUCCAUACUUUGCUUCCCAGGCGGUAGGGCAUGGAAACUUGAAGCUAUCUAUGAUGGCAACAGUUGUCAUCAACUUAUCCGGCCUGCUCAGUGGACUUCUUCAAAUGUUCCUCAGAACCAACGCUACAACGAUGUCCUUUGGACCAAAGGGCGGCAGAUUAUGGGGCCAUGGAAAGCAUGAGAUGAGGAUUUGGGGACCAAAUGAGUUGGCAUUUAACCAACAGCUGGUUGCUCCCGUAUCCCAACCUCAGACACCAGGCCCGAUGGACAAUAGAUCGGAGAGUACGAUACCCCUGACGAGCGCCGAGAAAGGUCGGGCCAUUAGUAUGGAAUCUCUCAAAAGUCCACCCUCUCGGUCGUCAACUAGGCAUAUCCCAUCGCCAUCGGAUUCUGUCAUGGAGAUGAAUAUCGUACCAAACCCCUCAGGGUCCCUUGAAAUCGCUGUAGCUGAGCCAGCAACGCGAACUUACAGGCCAUCAUAUUCCUUAUUUCCCCCUCGAGUAGCCAGCCCCGAUCCAGUAGCGCAAUCAGGUACUCGGACAGAGCCCACAUCAAAGUUCUCGAUAGAAAGGGGGUCAACUUACGAUAUCGGUGGCUUAGAACCUCCACCACCGGUUCAUUCCAUAGUUGGAGGGAAAGGCCAUCGUCGAGACUCAUCAAUAGUGUCAUCAGCAACCGUCCAGAUUGGGUUGCGUAUUUCAAAUGCUCUCGCGCCACCGCAAGACAUCCCCCCCUCCCCUCUCCCCCUACCUUCAACAACAUACCACGGAAGUGCGCCGUCACGUGCUUCUCACCUUGUACCGAGACCACUAAAUGUCUCUUCAACUCUGCCCCAACCAGAAACGCCGAGGAUAUCGAGUCCUUUACGAUUCAUGAGAAGCCUCAGUCCUCUGGACACAAGCGUCGGUUCUCUUGAGCAUACACCUAGCCAAGGGAGACUCUCGAGUAAAACGCUCCCACCGACUCCCAAGGAGUCGGGAUUCAAGACUACCAACCAACGUAUAGAUACCAACUCAACGAUUCAGUUGAGUCCUACCGUCUACUCGCCACAGAAGAAAACCACAGCAUCUCCCACACUGCGAUCCGCAACAUCACCCAAGCGGAACCCCCUCCGGACUUCGCCUGUGGAGACUCAGGGCGAGGAUCUUCCUCGUCAGCUUGGACCAGGGAGUAAGGCGGCUUGGAUUUAG